AUGCCUAAAGUUCUCUCUGCAAAUCUUGAGCGCACCAUCAAACCCAAAUUCAAGCUUUUUCGAGACUUGGGUUUUUUUUCUAGCGAUGUUGUGGAAAUCGUUUCGUCUGACCCAAAGACUUUAACUAGUUGCAUUGAUAAUUGGCUUGGCCCGUCGAUUUUAGCAUUGAAGAGUGUUUUGGAUUCGAAUAUGGAUGAUGUGUCUAGUGUUUUAAAGAGAUCUGGGUGGUUUUCGAGGUCUGAUUUGGCGAAAACUAUGACACCAAAUAUUGAAUUUAUUAUGAAGAGUUGUGGUUUGAGUUCGAUACAAAUUACCCAGUAUGUGUAUAAAUGGCCAAGAUUAUUCAUGUAUAAACUGACGCAGAUUAGAGAACAUGUGAAGGGGGUUGAUAAGAUGGGCAUUGUUAGGAAGUCUAAGAUGUUUCUUUCUGGGAUUCAGGCUAUUUGUUCGAUGUCUACAGAGAAUUGGGAAUUGAAAUUGGAGGUGUUUAAGAGUUUGGGAUUUUCGGAAGACGACAUUCUUUCCGUUUUUAGGAGGGCGCCUCAAUUAUUUGCUCUUUCAGAGAGGAAAAUUAAGGCGACAACGCAACUUUUACUUGGCACAGUUUUUAGGAGAGGGCCUUAUGUUUCUGCUAGGCCAGAGAGGAAAAUUAAGGCCAUAACACAGUUUUUGCUUAGCACGGGCAAAUUUGAUAUCUCAUAUGUUGUUGUUAAUCACCCAGAAUUAUUUGGUUUCAGUGUUGCAAAUAGGCUUAGGCCACGGCUAAACGUUAUGGAGGUUUUGGAAAGCAGGAAUUUGCUUCUUAAAAUGCCGAGUUUGAAGCAUGCAUUCCAUUUGAUUGAUAAGUAG
Molecule: messenger RNA, 849 nt
Organism: Cornus florida
Lineage: Eukaryota; Viridiplantae; Streptophyta; Magnoliopsida; Cornales; Cornaceae
Exons: 2
Coding region: 1-849 (282 amino acids)
Biological process (GO): chloroplast organization; regulation of DNA-templated transcription
Cellular component (GO): chloroplast
Molecular function (GO): double-stranded DNA binding
Source: RefSeq, a predicted model, not a curated record